UUGAGAGGGAGAGUCGAAUGCUUUCCAAAUUUCAAUCAUCUUCGUUUACUUUUUCCUUCUUUCCUGUUUGCACAUAGGGAGAGAGGAAAUUCCAGACUUUUCACUCUCCUGUAUCUAGAGAGAGAGUGGGGAAUUGAGAGUGAGAGAGAGAGAGUUUUCACUCUCCUGUAUAGGGAGAUCGGAAUUCGUGUUUCAAGUUUCACCUACACAACUGAGAGAGUGACGUGAUUUUGUACUCUCCUUACAUAACUCAGAGAGAGAUUAAUUUCCACAGGAACAUAAUCUAGAGAGAGAAAGAAGUUUCUUUACCAACUCUCAGCGUGAGCUUUCUAGAGGGAGAGAGAGGAUUACUGUGGUUGCGGAACAUUUACAGAGGAGAGAAGAGUUUCUGUCCCAAGUCUAGAACACCCACCAUCUCCUUCCUCUCUAGAGAGAGAGAGAGGUUUUCAGCAUUAUUGGGAACACUUGACAGAGAUAGAGGGAGCAGUUUCUGUCCAGGCACCCGCCGAAGUUGCGGUGAAUAGAGAGAGAGAGGGAGGUUUGUUUGUUUCUCUCUCUACAUUUUGCUGUUUUUUUUGGUGGUGAUGGGCAUGAAAGUGAAGGAAUCGGAGAGUGUGGAGAUGGACACGAAAGUGAGGGAGUUGGAGAGUCUCCUGAAUUACAAGUUCUCCAAUCCUCAGCUCCUAAAAGUAGCACUCACCCAUGCCUCCUGCAGCAGUUCGGCAUCUUUAGAGAGGCUCGAGUUCCUUGGCGACGCGGCCCUCGGUAACGCCUUUGCGAAACACUUGUUCGAAUCGUUUCCUGACCUGAACCCUGGAAAGCUCACCCCCCUUAGAGCAGCAAAUGUCAGCACCGAGAGGCUCGCAAGGGUGGCGGUGAAGCAUGGAUUCUUUGAUUUCUUAUUCAUAAAUUCUCCAAGCCUCCAAGGGAUGGUCUCGGAAUUCACCGAUACUGUUAACGAGAACCCUGAAGAUUGUGAGUUGCUCAUGAAAGCUCCCAAAGUGCUUGCAGAUGUCGUGGAGUCCAUUGCAGGCGCUGUCUUUGUAGAUUGUGACUACAAUCUCCAAAAGCUUUGGGAUGUUUUCCACAAUUUUUUUGAGCCAAUUAUCACGCCUUCCACUCUCAAAAUCCAUCCAAAAACUGAGCUCCUAGAGCUUUGUCAAAAGCAAGGGAAACAGUUGGAAUUCAUACACAAACAAAAGGGCAAAGGGAAUGUUUUUGAUAUAUUGGUUGAUGGACAGUUAAUUGGGAGUGGAGAGUCUGAGGUGAAGGAGACGGCCGAAAUAUCUGCAGCGAGGGUUGCAAUGAAUAACCUUCGAAAUGGAGGAGCAAUGAAUGAUGUGAUUACACAGGUUUCAAGCCCUUCUGUGCAUCAGGGCGAUCUCAUUGAUGAAAGGAAUUGCUUCAUACCCAUGAACAUUGGUGAGGAGAGAGAAUUUCCAAGACCUAUGACAAGUAAUGCUGAGGAGAGGGAAUUGCCAACACCCAUAGCAAGUAAUGCUGAGGAGAGAGAAUUGCCGACAACCAUAGAAAGCAAAGCUGAUGAUAAAGAAUUGCUGACACACAUAGAAAGCAAAGCUGAGGAUAGAAAAUUGCUUAGACCCAUAAAAAGUAAUGCUGAGGCGAGAGAAUUGCCAAGGCUCAUAGCAAGCAAUGUUGAGGAAAGAGAAAUGCCAAGACCCGUAACAAGCGAAGAUGAGGAGAAAGAAUUGGCCAGACCCGAAACAGGCAAUGUUGAGGAGAGAGAAAUGCCAAGGCCGGUAACAAGCGAAGAUGAGGAGAAAGAAUUGCCGAGACCCGGAACAUGCAAUGUUCAAGAGGAGAGAAAAUCAAGGAGACCUUUAGGCAAGGGUUGGGAGGAGAAAGAAUCAAUGAAACAAGCUCUAUACGUUUGUUGUGGAAAGAAGAGGUUCGGCAGGCCUGUUUAUGAACUUGUGGGAGAAGAGGGUCCUGCUCAUGACAAAAGAUUUGUAUGCUCAGUCGAAGUUAAAAUGCCAAAUGGACAGUCUGUUUCUGCAAAUGGGGAACCAAUGGCGAGAGUGAAGGAUGCUGAGAGCUCUGCGGCUGAUGUGAUGUUAAGGCGUUUUGCAGAUAUGGAUGCCAUGGUAAUUUAUACACAGGGUAAUGUGUCCUCGUGCUUUUAGAAGCUGUGUGUGUGUGUGUGGAAACUACACACAGGCACACAUCCCAUGUAGGAAAAGAACUUGAGCUACUAAACAGUGAGUACCCUUCUAGAGAGCUUUUGUAUUGUAUAUAUUAAGGUUAAGCUAAUUUCACAUGGGAUCAUUAUGGGCGGUCA
Molecule: messenger RNA, 2299 nt
Organism: Amborella trichopoda
Lineage: Eukaryota; Viridiplantae; Streptophyta; Magnoliopsida; Amborellales; Amborellaceae
Product: ribonuclease 3-like protein 2
Biological process (GO): siRNA processing; rRNA processing
Cellular component (GO): cytoplasm; nucleus
Molecular function (GO): ribonuclease III activity; RNA binding
Source: RefSeq, a predicted model, not a curated record